Molecule: messenger RNA, 573 nt
Organism: Didymodactylos carnosus
Lineage: Eukaryota; Metazoa; Rotifera; Eurotatoria; Philodinida; Philodinidae
Source: the annotation of a GenBank genome assembly
AUGCAAGUAUCUGCUUCAAUCAUCGAACCAGUAUUCAUUGAUAGUGACUCAACAUCUCUUCAACAUAUUUAUUCGUCAGGAAAAUACUCUGAUUUUGAUGUUGUCUGUCUGGAUGGAAAACGACUACAUUUACAUAAAAUUAUUGUAUGUUUUAACUCCAAAUGGUUUGAAAGUCAAGUGGAACGACAUGCAAAAUCCGGUACCACUAGUCCCCUUGAAUUUUUUUUGAAUCAUUCAAUCGAUGAAAUCGAACCAUUAUUUAAAUUUAUGUAUGGUUUUAAUCUAGCUGUGAAUGAUGAUGGUGCAUUCUGGAAAUUAAAAAAUUUAUGUGAAAAAUAUGAUGUGAAAGUAUUGAAAGAAAAAUUGGAAAAAGUCCUUGGUUAUUACUGUGAUCUUUGUACAUCAUCAAAAAUAAGAUUAGAUACGUUAGAUUCAAAAUUAGAAGAAUUACGACAAUCUAUAAUUAUUGAACAACGAAAUAUUGAUUAUUUUGAAUCAGAUAGUAAAUUAAUUAAUACAUUGACAAUUACAUAUAAUGAAUUAAAACAACAAGUAACAAAAAAUAUAUCUCAU